UUUUUUUUAAAAUAACCGGAACCAAUGAACGCAGCCGGGACCCGAGCUCCAGAGGCCGCCGGUGCGGAGGGGACCAGGCUGGCGCCCAGCAGGAGCUCGAGUCCGAGGCGGCGAGGGCGGCCCGAGAAGUCGCCCGCAGCGGCAACGGCUGCAGCGUCUGGCGGAGCGGACGAGCUGCCGGCGGCUGGGGCGCCGCCGCGCUUUCCCUUCGCUCCUCCUCCGCGCCCUCAUCCCGCCGCGGCGUCCGGCCCGGGCUCGGGCUGGCUGCGGCGGCGGUGGUGCUGGGCUGCGCUGCUGGUGUUCGGACUGCUGGUGGCCGGAGCGGCGGACGGAUGCGAGCUGGUGUCCCGGCACCUCCGCGGGCGGCGGGCCUCAGGCUCUGCCGCGGCAGCCGUCUCCUCUCACGCUGCGGCGGCUGGCGACAGUCCGGCGCUCAUGACAGAUCCCUGCCUAUCACUGAGUCCACCAUGCUUCACAGAAGAAGACAGAUACAGUCUGGAAGCUCUUCAAACAAUACAUAAACAGAUGGAUGAUGACAAAGAUGGUGGAAUUGAAGUAGAUGAAAGCGAUGAAUUUAUUAGAGAAGAUAUGAAAUAUAAAGAUGCUACUAAUAAACACAGCCAUCUGCACAGAGAAGAUAAGCAUAUAACUGUUGAGGAUUUAUGGAAACGGUGGAAAACUUCAGAAGUUCAUAAUUGGACCCUUGAGGAUACGCUUCAGUGGUUGAUAGAAUUUGUUGAACUACCCCAAUAUGAAAAGAAUUUUAGAGACAAUAAUGUCAAAGGAACAACGCUUCCCAGGAUAGCAGUACAUGAGCCUUCAUUUAUGAGUUCUCAAUUGAAAAUCAGCGAUCGGAGUCACAGGCAAAAACUUCAGCUCAAGGCACUGGAUGUGGUUUUGUUUGGACCUCUGACACGCCCACCUCAUAACUGGAUGAAGGAUUUUAUUCUCACAGUUUCUAUAGUAAUUGGUGUCGGAGGGUGCUGGUUUGCUUACACACAGAAUAAGACAUCAAAAGAACAUGUUGCAAAAAUGAUGAAGGACUUAGAGAGUCUACAAACUGCAGAGCAAAGCCUAAUGGACUUACAGGAGAGGCUUGAAAAAGCACAGGAAGAAAACAGAAAUGUUGCUGUAGAAAAGCAAAAUCUAGAACGCAAAAUGAUGGAUGAAAUCAAUUAUGCAAAGGAAGAGGCCUGUCGGCUGAGAGAGCUAAGGGAAGGAGCCGAAUGUGAACUGAGCAGACGGCAAUACGCAGAGCAGGAAUUGGAGCAGGUUCGAAUGGCUCUAAAAAAGGCUGAAAAAGAAUUUGAACUCCGAAGCAGCUGGUCUGUUCCAGAUGCACUUCAGAAAUGGCUUCAGUUAACACAUGAAGUAGAAGUUCAGUACUACAAUAUUAAAAGACAAAAUGCUGAGAUGCAAUUAGCUAUUGCUAAGGAUGAGGUUGCUGCAUCAUAUCUGAUUCAGGCAGAGAAAAUUAAAAAGAAAAGGAGCACAGUCUUUGGGACUCUGCAUGUUGCACAUAGCUCCUCCCUAGAUGAGGUAGAUCACAAAAUUCUGGAAGCAAAGAAAGCGCUCUCUGAGUUGACAACUUGUUUACGGGAACGACUUUUUCGCUGGCAGCAGAUUGAGAAGAUCUGUGGCUUUCAGAUAGCCCAUAACUCGGGACUCCCCAGCUUGACCUCUUCCCUGUAUUCUGAUCACAGCUGGGUGGUGAUGCCCAGAGUCUCCAUUCCACCCUAUCCAAUUGCUGGAGGAGUUGAUGAUUUAGAUGAAGAUACACCCCCAAUAGUGUCACAGUUUCCUGGGACCAUGGCCAAGCCCGCGGGGUCGCUCGCCCGAAGCAGCAGCCUGUGCCGUUCCCGUCGCAGCAUUGUGCCAGCCUCGCCGCAGUGUCCUCGUGCCCAGCUCCCUCCUCACACGCCGCACCAGGCCCACACCCGGCACCCCCACCACCCCCAGCACCCGCAGCACUCCUUGCCUUCCCCUGACCCUGAUAUCCUGUCAGUGUCAAGUUGUCCCGUCCUUUAUCGAAAUGAGGAGGAGGAGGAGGCCAUUUACUUCUCUGCUGAAAAGCAAUGGGAAGUGCCAGACACGGCCUCAGAAUGUGACUCCUUAAAUUCUUCCAUUGGAAGGAAACAGUCUCCUCCUUCAAGCCUUGAGAUAUACCAAACAUUGUCUCCUCGAAAGAUAUCAAGAGAUGAACUCUCUCUAGAGGAUUCAUCCCGAGGAGAUUCACCCAUAACUGCAGAUAUCUCUCGGGGUUCUCCAGAUUGUGUAGGCCUGACAGAAACGAAGAGUAUGAUCUUCAGUCCUGCCAGCAAAGUGUACAAUGGCAUCUUGGAGAAGUCCUGUAGCAUGAACCAGCUUUCUAGUGGCAUCCCGGUGCCUAAACCUCGCCACACGUCCUGUUCCUCUGCUGGCAAUGACAGUAAGCCAGUUCAGGAAGCCCCACAUGUUGCCAGGAUAAGCAGCAUCCCGCACGAUCUUUGUCAUAAUGGAGAGAAAAGCAAAAAGCCAUCAAAAAUUAAAAGCCUUUUUAAGAAGAAAUCUAAGUGAACUGGCUACUUGAUGGAAUUUAUUGAAGUGGCAUCUUUAAACUCUUUAUCUCCCGUCCUCCACUCCCCCCCUUAUUUUUUUUUUUUAAUUUUAGGAAUGUAACGCCAUUGGGGCUUUCCAGACUGGAUGUCAUAGUGGACUGUCCCAGGGGCAACUGUCUACUGUCUGCCUAUUUAAAUGACUAUAUAAUCAAUUUGUCAAGCCAGUUAUACUGAAAAAUCAUUAAGAGAUGAGACAGUUUACAGUCAUUUCUGCCUAUUUAUUUCUGCUUUGUUAUUAGUGAUGUAUAUACAACAUUUUGUUGAAAGCCACUAUGGACUUACAAGCUUUAAUGGACUAGUAAGCCAGCAUGGGCUUGCAAAAAUUUCUUGUUUACCACACCAUCUUCUUAUCUUUCCACAGAGCUAUUUACAUCCUGGACUAAAUGACUUAAAGUAAAACUAAUUGCACUACCGUUUUCCAGACUGGAAAAAAAAAAAAUCUCUGCAAGUGAAACUGUAUAGAGUUUAUAAAAUGACUAUGGAUAGGGGACUGUUUUCACUUUUAGAUCAAAAUGGAUUUUUAAGUAGAACCUAGGGUUUCUAAUUGACUUGAUUUCUGGAAAUGAAAACCCACGCUUUUAUUAUGGGAAGCUUCUAUAAAUGCAUUUAAUAUUAUAAAGUUUCAAGUCCUGCUGUAAAGAUCAUGUUGUUUUGUUUUUCCCAGGGCUUUCACUGUGAUUUACUGCAUUGCAGGCUGUAUGAUAAAAUAUAAAUAAUUUAAGGAGAGAAGGCUCUUGAUUUCCUUACACACGUGGAAGAGUUAAAAUUUGAUUGAAGGACUGACAUUCACAAGCUUAAACUGAGGUUGGGGACGUGGGAAUUCAGGCACUUGUUUACAGACUUUGAAUAACCGCAAAGAAGUUUGGUUUGUGAAGAAUUUGUACUGUGGAAAAGAUAAUAAAUUGGAGACAUUAUUGUGUG
Mustela erminea (ermine) is the source of this 3518-nucleotide messenger RNA. It is a transcript of the gene STIM2, whose product is annotated as stromal interaction molecule 2. The record is from RefSeq and is a predicted model, not a curated record. Bases 25 to 2556 code for a protein of 843 amino acids. The transcript has 13 exons. Gene Ontology annotation, biological process: store-operated calcium entry; activation of store-operated calcium channel activity; intracellular calcium ion homeostasis. Gene Ontology annotation, cellular component: plasma membrane; endoplasmic reticulum. NCBI's taxonomy places the organism in Eukaryota, Metazoa, Chordata, Mammalia, Carnivora, Mustelidae. Gene Ontology annotation, molecular function: protein binding; calcium channel regulator activity; calcium ion binding.